Molecule: messenger RNA, 1519 nt
Organism: Colletes gigas
Lineage: Eukaryota; Metazoa; Arthropoda; Insecta; Hymenoptera; Colletidae
Gene: rush
Product: pleckstrin homology domain-containing family F member 2
Exons: 8
Coding region: 369-1148 (259 amino acids)
Cellular component (GO): early endosome
Molecular function (GO): metal ion binding; phosphatidylinositol binding
Source: RefSeq, a predicted model, not a curated record
UUGUACUUUGCAUAUACUACAAUUUGUAAUAUUUGUAUCGAAUAACGGUGUAGUUCGGUAGCUUGUGAUUUUGACAGUUAAAUCGAAUACAUAAUACAUGAAUUACUAAAACGAAAUAGCCAAUACUUUGUCCAAUUCUGUUUAUUCACGCGUACUUCUCCAGGAACGACGAUUAAAAUUUAUCAACUUGUACAAUUUGUUACAGUAAAUAGGAAGGCUAAUGCCAUUUAACUUAUUUCUGACAUGUAUCAUUUCAAGAUAUGUGACAUUUGUUCCGGUUCAAGAAUUAGAAGAUUCACAAUUCGCAUGUUCUACAACUUGUGACAUUUGCAUCUGUAAAUAGCGAAGCUAAUGCCAGGCGUAUUGGCAUGGUUGAAAACUGCUUUGGCAGUUCCGGCCAGCCAGUUGCAGUACCUGGAAGAGUUUUAGUAGGAGAAGGUGUCCUCACAAAAAUGUGUAGGAAAAAACCAAAACCAAGACAGUUCUUUCUAUUUAAUGACAUAUUGGUUUAUGGAAACAUUGUAAUAAACAAAAAGAAGUACAAUAAACAGCAUAUUAUACCACUCGAAGAAGUCAAAUUGGAGUCUUUGGCAGACGAUGGUCAAUAUCGCAAUGGUUGGCUUAUAAAAACAGUAACAAAGUCGUUUGCUGUUUAUGCUGCUACUGGUACAGAGAAGCAAGAAUGGAUGGCUCAUAUUACAAGAUGUAUCGAAGAUUUAUUAAGAAAAAGUGGUAAGAAACCAGUUGAAGUUCAUGCAGCUGUAUGGGUACCAGAUAAUGAAGCUACAAUUUGCAUGCACUGUAAUAAAACACAAUUUACAGUCUUAAAUCGACGACACCAUUGUAGACAAUGUGGGGCUGUAGUAUGUGGACCUUGCAGCAAUAAGAAGUUAUUACUACCUGGCCAAGGAAAUGGAAAAGCAGUCAGAGUCUGUUUACAAUGUUAUGACGCGGCUAGUAAAAUAAAAGCGUCAUCUCCAACUACUGUCGACAAUCUAAAUAAUAAGGACCAGCAACGCAAUUCUGCUGAUAGUUCAGGAGGUGACAGUUCUGGCGAUGAUGAUGACGGAAAUAAGGAAGAAAAUCAUGACGAGCCUAAAUUUUAUUCUCGCUUGCACCAUGAAGUUGACUACAUUAUAAACAAAUAAAGGAAAUUACGGAUAAAAGCAUUAUUCAAAACAAUAUUUUUGAAAAGUAAUAACUUUAAAUUGCCAAUAAUUAAAACUUCUAGUAAUUUGAAGAUUGUUAACCAUUUCGGUACGAAUGUUCAAAUUACUGGAUGAGCACUAUGCACCCUUUAAAGCCCUUGUGUCAGUUAUACUGAAUGAUUAGUAUGCGUUAUCAUAGAGGUACUCUAAUGACAUGACGUGCGUGCCAGACAGCAAUAAUGCUUUUUGGCUAGUACCUACCAUAUCGAAAGGGUUAAAACUAUUUUUAAAUUGUAUUUAUGCAAAGUACCGAGAAAAAUGUCUUAUGUACAAAUAACUAAAAUGAUUUUAUAUUAAAUUUCGAGAACCAA